Molecule: messenger RNA, 1668 nt
Organism: Rosa chinensis
Lineage: Eukaryota; Viridiplantae; Streptophyta; Magnoliopsida; Rosales; Rosaceae
Product: protein CUP-SHAPED COTYLEDON 2
Exons: 9
Coding region: 322-1494 (390 amino acids)
Biological process (GO): regulation of DNA-templated transcription
Molecular function (GO): RNA binding; DNA binding
Source: RefSeq, a predicted model, not a curated record
ACAACUCGAAACUCUCUUGCUCUCUCUUUCUUCUUCACCGCCGUUUCUCAAACUCCGGUAACCUGCAACACGACCUACGCCAAUGAAUCUAGGGUGAGCUGAUCUACAAAACCCAUAUGGCCAUACGACAGGAAGUUAGCUAGCGCGCCAUCACCAACGGUUUGCUGACCCCAACGGCUGCCGAUCGUGUUUACUUCCUCACGUCCCCCAUCUUCUGCAAAAGGGUUCCACCUUUCUUUACUCUAAAGUUUAUUGUAGAUGGUUGAACCAAUGUUGAAGGCUGCUAUUCAGAUAUCUACAUUGCUGGCUUGAUCUUUUUUCAUGGGAUUCUCUUUGACCCAAAAUUGCACGAGUUCGAGUUUUAGUUCCACAGAUUCCAAAUCAACAGAUGCGUUCCCUCCCGGUUUCCGGUUCCACCCUUCGGAACAGCAGCUCCUCUCCUACUAUCUCUCAAACAAGAAAGCCAACCCGGCCAUACCCGGCGGCUACAAUACGAUCAGAGAGCUGUCAGACUUACGAGGGCGCGACCCGUCCGAGUUACAGAACUGGAGUUGCUAUUCGUACGGUUACAAAGGGAGGAAGAGGCACUGGUACUUUUAUACGGCUGGGGUUUCGGCGGAGGAGAAGAAUACCAAGCAGGGAUGUUGGAAGAGGAAAGGUAAGGUUAGGGACGUGUUCAGCCGCCAAGGGGUUGUUUUGGGCACCAGGACUAGCUUUGUCUAUUACGACGGGUCGCCCGACACAGCCUCACCGACUGCUUGGGUACUCUAUCAGUAUGCUCUGGCUAAUCAUGUCGAGGGUUCUUUCGUUCUAUGCCGAAUAUUUUCAAGAUCAGAUAGUGAUUUCAAUUCCUGCGCUAAUAAUGAUGAACUACUCAUGCCCAAGCCUGAGACUGUUUCUACAACAAGUAAUGAACAGGCACGAGUUUCACAAUCGAGGCCAGCUGCUGCCGCUACUCCUAGUCCCAUCCAAGCAUCUGUUCCACCUUCGAGUUUACAACAGUUUUUCGAUUUAACAGGACCUUUGGUCAUACUGCCGUCAUGGCCUGCUCAAGGACCAAGGCCCAGAGGUGCUUCGAUGCCAUACUAUGGUGGUCCAAUGAUCAGGCAAGGCCAGCAGCCGCCAGUGCCACCACCCCAUAACAUAGCUCCUGGAGUUUAUCAUCUUCCACCUGGUGGCAACAUGCCAGAAUUACUAGCUCCACUUCCCGGUUACUUUCUACCGCAUGUUCCUCCUGUUCAGUCUUUGCCUACAGUUUUGACCACAGCCCUAGUGAAUGCCACAUCGGAAGAGAGAAGGAAUAUGCUUGGUGAGGAAUUGUUUCCUCUCGUUGAAAUGUGGGAGAAGGACAAGGCAGCUAAGGUGACAGGCAUGCUUCUGGAGAUGGACAAUCCUGAGAUAUUACAUUUGCUAGAGUCACCAGAGGCUUUACGGGCAAAAAUUGCAGAGGCCAUGGAUGUCUUAGCGAAGGUACGUGCCGAUGGGAAACAGUGAAACAUGUUCGACUCAUUCUUAAAAAACGAGGCAACAGUUACCAUUAAGUGGUACUCGUUUCGGCACUGUACGUUUUACACUUUACUAUACCGGAAAGCAAGACGUACAUUUCAACUGUAUCUUCCAUUAAGCAUCGAUCACCAUCAUCCGGUGACUCAGCUCGUUCUGCCACAU